Messenger RNA from Malania oleifera, 1546 nucleotides. Its product is annotated as arginase 1, mitochondrial. The transcript is spliced from 7 exons. The record is from RefSeq and is a predicted model, not a curated record. Gene Ontology annotation, molecular function: agmatinase activity; metal ion binding. NCBI's taxonomy places the organism in Eukaryota, Viridiplantae, Streptophyta, Magnoliopsida, Santalales, Ximeniaceae. The coding region runs from base 220 to 1236 and encodes 338 amino acids.
ACAUUAUGUUAAUCAAUGCAGAAAUUUGCUUUUUUUUUUUUUUUAUUUCUCUCUUUGAUUUCAAAUUUGUAAAAUGGGUAUCCGAAUUCGUAGUCUUAUGACACCGAAAAGAACUCAAAAAUCCGCUAAUUCAAAAGCUUAGUGUUUGGGUUCUUCACUCUGUUUCAUCAUCAUGAUGCUGUCUGUUUCUUGUCCAUGGAAACCUUUACAGAUUGAAAAAUGAGAAAUAUUGGUGGAAGGGGAAUCCACUACUUGCGGCAAUGGAAAGAUGCAAAUGUUCCGGCUGACUUGAUAGAGAAGGGCCAAAAUCGUGUUAUUGACGCUUCACUUACUCUUAUUCGUGAGAGGGCAAAGCUUAAGGGAGAGCUGGUACGAGCUUUAGGAGGGGCUGUAUCAUCAUCAUCUCUUCUUGGAGUUCCUUUAGGACAUAACUCUUCAUUUCUUCAGGGGCCAGCAUUUGCUCCUCCUCGCAUUAGGGAGGCAAUCUGGUGUGGUAGCACAAAUUCCACCACUGAAGAAGGGAAGGAAUUAAAUGAUCCGCGGGUGCUAACUGAUGUUGGUGAUGUCCCUGUUCAAGAGAUACGAGAUUGUGGUGUGAGUGAUGAUAGAUUGAUGAAUAUAAUAAGUGAGUCUGUCAAGCUAGUGAUGGAAGAAGAUCCUCUACACCCUUUAGUUUUAGGUGGUGAUCACUCAAUUUCUUACCCCAUUGUAAGAGCUGUGUCUGAGAAGCUUGGGGGACCUCUGGAUAUUCUUCAUCUUGAUGCGCAUCCAGAUAUUUAUCAUGCAUUUGAAGGAAACAAGUAUUCACAUGCAUCUUCUUUUGCCCGAAUUAUGGAGGGUGGUUAUGCUCGUCGGCUUUUGCAAGUUGGUAUUCGAUCAAUUACAAGCGAAGGGCGCGAACAAGGGAAAAGAUUUGGUGUGGAGCAAUAUGAAAUGCGAAACUUUUCAAGAGAUCGUCAGUUUUUGGAGAACCUGAAACUAGGUGAAGGUGUAAAAGGUGUUUAUAUCUCAGUAGAUAUUGACAGCCUUGAUCCUGCAUUUGCGCCUGGGGUUUCUCACAUUGAGCCAGGAGGUCUGUCUUUUCGCGAUGCUCUCAACAUCCUCCACAAUCUCCAAGCCGAUGUUGUAGCUGCAGAUGUGGUUGAGUUCAACCCACAGCGAGACACAGUGGAUGGUAUGACUGCAAUGGUAGCUGCUAAGCUGGUAAGAGAACUGACAGCAAAGAUAUCAAAAUGAACUUGUGUGUAUUGCGGUUGAUGACUCAACAUUCGUCUCGUGUACUAUAGAAAGUUCAUCUGAUGGUUAUUAAGAUCUAUUGCAAUUGAGACUCAGUUGCUCAGAAAAUUUGUGGGAUAUCCUUAAUUGUACUACUGCUUUUGAAAGCAGUUGAAAUAAUAGUAGUUUAUGUUAUCGACCUAAAUGUAUGUGUGUAUGUGUGUAUUGCAAUGGAGACUCGGUUGCUCGGAAAAUAUUGUGGGAUAUCCUCAAUUGUACUCCAGCUUUACAAAGCAGUUGAAAUAAGAGUAGACCAUCUUAUCAACUUAAA